AUGUCGUCCAACGUCGUUGGACGUGAAGACUGCACCAAUAGUAAUGGCGGCCGAGUUCAACAGAUGUUGGGUUGUCGGAGUUGGGAACAAGUUGCAAGUGACAAUGGUGACAACUGUUUCCUCAUUGUUUCUACCACCCUCCACGGACAACAUGGCCCACCCAACGCAGAGCCCACGUACUUAAUCGCUCUUUCCCCAGACCCAAUCGACUAUGCCAACGUAACCAUUUUGAUCAAUGUCCUCCGCACAACCACUUCGAAUGAACAAAUAUUCGCAGACAAAUGUGAUGUCUCUUCACCCACCUCCAUACGCUCUUUCUGUACCCGAUUUCUCACCAGACAAGGUCAGAGAAUCGGCACUAUCAUUUUCGCGCACGAGUACCACCAAAUUGGCUCGUUCGUCUCACGUUUGGACAAAGAAAAGGAGCGAAAUGCGGGUUCUUUAGCGACAUUCUUGAUCACCACGCUGCUAUUGCCAGCGCUCCCGGUUGCUCCUGUGGAACGGGACAUUCGAACUAUCAACGUCGUCAACCCAUUUUAUGCAGCCGCCGCUACCCUCUUACCUCUUUUCGAUUUCCCAAAAGAUGCACUCCCAUCUGCACAGUUACCUGAACUGGAAGAAGGCUCGUCCUCUGUCCCUGUGGUCAACACUAAAGCGCAAAAUCCUCCCAUCGUUCGAAUCUUCUUCACGUCCCCAGAAAUAGCUAUGCAAUCCAUGCUACACGCCCUUUUCAUCCCAACGCCAUUCAAAGUCCCCAUGCAACCGACCCAAGUUCCCGAUGCAAUGCCUCAGAAGUGUUGA
Molecule: messenger RNA, 801 nt
Organism: Laccaria bicolor S238N-H82
Lineage: Eukaryota; Fungi; Basidiomycota; Agaricomycetes; Agaricales; Hydnangiaceae
Exons: 7
Coding region: 1-801 (266 amino acids)
Source: RefSeq, a predicted model, not a curated record